UUAUUCAGUUAGAUUUGAAACGGUAGCUAGAACGGUUCUAAACGAAUUGCCUUAAGGGCAAUUAUAACAAAUAUUACUAUACAAUGUGUGUUUCCUCCCUUACAACACGAUAAAGCAGCAACAACAACAACAAUUAGUGACACAAUAAAAUGGAUUCCAUACCAAACACCCCCGUAACAGAAAAUGACGCACCACGAAUUUAUCCCAUCAAAAGAACCAACACAGAGGAUGACUUAGAUUUUGAAACACCAGCCGAUUAUGAAACAGCCAUUAAAGUUUGUGGUUUUGGACGUUUCAAUGUGUUGCUGUUAUUGGUGGCCAUACCAGCCAUUAUGGCGGCUGUAUUUGAAACUGCUGUGGUUUCAUUUAUCCUGCCAAGUGCCGAAUGUGAUUUGAAUUUGGAUCUGGUUGAUAAGGGUAUUUUGAAUGGCAUCACUUAUGGAGGUAUGAUUGUAUCUGCCGUUGCCUGGGGUUAUCUGGCCGACACGAAGGGUCGUAAAAAUCUACUUAUCUGGGGAUUUGUGAUCGAUGUGAUAUGUGUUAUCUGCUCAGCCUUGUCUCAAAAUGUUGUCCAACUGAUGCUGGCGAAAUUUUUUGGCGGUUUUGUAAUUUGCGGGCCAUUUGCCGUUCUAAUUUCAUAUCUAACCGAGUUCCAUGGCACAAAUCGUCGCCCCCAGGUUAUGAUGAUUAUUGGCAUAAUGUUUAUGACCGCAAACAUUGUAUUGCCGAUUUUGGCAUUAUCAAUUCUACCAAACGAUUGGAGUUUUCAAAUAUUCAAUAUGAAAUUUGUUUCAUGGAAAAUAUUCAUGGCAAUAUGCGGAUUACCGAGUUUAUUAAGUAGCAUACUGUUGUGUUUUCUGCCUGAAAGUCCACGUUUUCUCAUGUCGAAGGGUAGAAAUUGCGAGGCAAUGGAAGCAUUUAAAAUGAUGUAUUCAAUGAAUAAGGGGAAAUCAAGGGAUUCAUUUCCAAUAAAAUCCCUGAUUGAAGAGGUAAAGCAGAAACAAUAUAAAACUGCAAAUAACCAAUGUAAUAUAUCCAUAAUUGGUGCAGCACCGAGAAUAGAAAACAAUGUGGAGUUGAAAUCUUCUAAAAAGUCCAACACUUUUCGAGAACUUUGCUCAAAGAGAAAUUUGGGAUUAUGCCUUGUCGUCUGUUUAAUGCAAUUUUUUAUUUUACUGGGAUUGAACACAAUGCGUCUUUGGCUGCCGCAACUAUUUGCAUCGCUUAAUGAAUAUGAACACAUCUCUUCGGAGGCAACCAGUAUGUGUAAAAUUUUGGAAUAUAGUGUUAAUAAGACAGAGAUUGUUAAAAAUGUAAUCGAUGAGUGUGUUGUGGUCAUAACUCCUGCCACUUACACCAAUAACAUUGUUGUGGCCUGUGUUGGUUUGGUCACCUACCUCAUAGCUGGGACUCUGGUCAAUAAAAUUGGCAAUAAACAAAUGCAGAUAAUCGGUUUAUCUUGCGCUGGUGUCUGUGGCAUCGGCCUCUAUUGGUCAUCAUCUUCGGUGGCCACUUUAAUCAUAUCUUCAUUGUACGUGGCUCUGUGUAGUAUGGCAAACACCUCUGCUGUGGGAGCCUCGGCGAAUUUAUUUCCUACUUCAUUAAGAACAAUAAUUGUCUCCAUGGCCAUGAUGCUUGGCCGCAUUGGUUCGAUUUUGGGCAAUGUUCUUUUUCCGGUCUUCAUGUCAUUUGGUUGCAUUCCACCUUUUGUGAUGGUUGGUGCUGUUUUGUUUAUUGGUUGCAUAUUGGCUUCAAUUUUACCAAAUACUAGUAAAUUAGAACUAAAGUAAAUAGAUUUUUAUUAAAAUCAAAUAUUACUUUUAAAACAAUACAAUAAUAAGGAAAUAAUGAAAAUGUGUUAAAAUAAAUGUCAUGUAAAAUA
Messenger RNA from Musca domestica (house fly), 1882 nucleotides. Its product is annotated as probable metabolite transport protein CsbC. The record is from RefSeq and is a predicted model, not a curated record. The coding region runs from base 150 to 1790 and encodes 546 amino acids. NCBI's taxonomy places the organism in Eukaryota, Metazoa, Arthropoda, Insecta, Diptera, Muscidae. Gene Ontology annotation, molecular function: transmembrane transporter activity. The transcript has 11 exons. Gene Ontology annotation, biological process: transmembrane transport.